Enhydra lutris kenyoni (northern sea otter) is the source of this 5347-nucleotide messenger RNA. Its product is annotated as zinc finger protein 202. Gene Ontology annotation, molecular function: DNA-binding transcription repressor activity, RNA polymerase II-specific. Lineage: Eukaryota; Metazoa; Chordata; Mammalia; Carnivora; Mustelidae. Gene Ontology annotation, biological process: negative regulation of transcription by RNA polymerase II. The record is from RefSeq and is a predicted model, not a curated record. The coding region runs from base 1765 to 3888 and encodes 707 amino acids. The transcript is spliced from 6 exons.
AAUUUAUAAUACUUAGGAGUUUGUUUUUCACUUACAAGACGGGGGAAUGGUUGAGGAUCUUAUAGGGAAGGGACGUGAUCACAUUUGCCAAGGGUGCUCAUCACUCUUGUGAUACUGUCCUUGGUAACUUGAAGGUAACAAACUUGCAGGCGGGGAGCUCCAGGUUGGAGGCAGUUGGGAGUAAUCCAGACAAGAACUGAUCAGGAGCUGCGGUGCAAAUCGUAGGAAUGCAGAAGAGGGAACAUGCCAAGAAAGGGAACACACCAUGCGGCAUUGGAGCUGGAGGGUGGGAAGGUUGCAUUUAGAAGGAACAGCCUUCCUAUGAGCAUGGUGUCCUGAAGAGACACCCGCUUUCGGUUGGAAGAUCAGCAGUUCGCGACAGCUUAGUGAUAACAGCAAAGGGGGGGGGUAUGCGGCAUGACAAAGCAGUCGAGGGCUGAUGGGGAAGAGCUUCGUGUGCCAUGCCGAGGACGUUAUAGCUGAUCUUACUAACAGAAGUAUUUUUAAAAAGCGUUGAGUGGUGCAGUUGGGCCUCUAAUUUAGAAAGAUAGUCAACAUUGGGUUGCCAUUGCCCUUCUAGGCGCUUGACAGUGAUAUGUUUAAUCCUCAAAGUCACCCUGGUCGCUGGAUACCAUCCUUACCUCCACGCCGUAAAUGGGGAAACAGGCACAGGGAGCCUAGGAACUUAACUGUGGCCUCACACCUACCAAAUGGUACAGCCCCAGUUUAAAGCCUGGCAGUCUGACAGCAGGACUCUCGUCCUUCCCUUACACACCCUUGGUGUUUCUCCACCACCACACGCAUCAGGACCACGUGUAGCAUUUCUAAAGACGCAGUUACCUCCAUUGACUAAAGCCCAAGUGUCCAGAAGAGUGUUGAGCAGUACUUAUUAUGCAAAAGCUCCACCAUGAUUGUGCUACCCUCUGUUCCUGGUCGGGUGCUGCCGAUACCCCAGGUGGGCAGUCGGGUCAGUAGUCCAGGCGAGAACCGAGGGCCCAAGCUCAUGCGGUCUGUGGCAGAGAGGAGGAGGAAACAGAUUGAGAGGCUUACAAGGUAGAACUGGUCUAAGGGGCUGUAAGCAGUGGGGAAGAAUCAGAAUUGAGUCUAAAGAUGACAAAGUGGAGUGUUUACUUAGCUAGUGAUCUCAGCCAAGAUAGGAUCUCAGGAAGUGGGGUGGAUUUGAGAGCGUAACUGUCAGUCAGUCAGUUUUGAACACUUGGGUUUGAGGGUCUGGAGGUCUUCCCAUUAACAUGUCUUUUAAUAAGCAGAAUAUUGCUCUGGGGGUGCCUCUGUGCCCGCCACUGUGUAAGGGGCUUUCCUCACUGUUACCUCACACAGUCUGCCCCUCAGAUCUCUGAGAGGCCCCCUUUUACGGAGGAGUUCCUAUGGAAUGUGGUCGAGUUUGAAAUGAGCCUUCCUAAAGGCUUCCCCGUCUGUUUCAGCCUGGCAGAUGGGUCUCUCUUGGUGUGUAUGUAAACGUGUGUGUGCGACACAGAUGGUGGUCAGUACGAUGGGUUCCAGCCGGCGAUGAGCAGCGCCCUUUGUCCUCGCCAUUUUCCUUGCAGUUUCAAAGGGUUCGUGAAGUAGAGAUGCAGUGUUUUUCUGUUUUCUCUGUGGGGUGUGAACCUGGCGGAGGGUGAGGCGUAAGAGAACAAACUUGAGGCAUAGAUCAUCCGAUUUCAACCAAAUCUAUUUAUAGCUGAUGGUGGUGGAGAUGAGCGGCAGGGUUUUAAUAGUGUGAGAAAGCGUUAGGUGUGCCGGGUUAUGAGUGAACUCAGAACUGUUAUCCCUGUGUAUCAGCUCAUGCUUACGCUGUUGUUUGUCUCUGCUUCUCUGCCCCAGGUCCCUUGGGAGAAACUCCUUGAGGUGCCCAGGCUGAGACUGGGGGGUAAUGACGGUGUGAGCUCUAGAUGGUAUGAGACCCCUCCCCACAAGAGCCAAACAAUGGCUACAGCCUUGGAACCAGAGGACCAGGAUCUUUGGGAAGAAGAGGGAAUUCUGAUGGUGAAAUUGGAAGAUGAUUUCACCUGUAGGCCAGAGUCUGUCUUACAGAGAGAUGACCCUGUGCUUGAGACCUCACACCAGAACUUCCGGCGCUUUCGCUACCAGGAAGCCGCAAGCCCUCGAGAAGCUCUCAUUCGGCUGCGUGAACUUUGUCAUCAGUGGCUGAGGCCAGAGAGGCGGACGAAGGAGCAGAUCCUAGAGCUGCUUGUGCUGGAACAAUUCCUUACUGUCCUGCCUGGAGAACUGCAGAGCUGGGUGCGGGGCCAACGGCCAGAGAGCGGCGAGGAGGCGGUGACGCUGGUGGAGGGUUUGCAGAAACAACCCAGGAGACCAAGGCGGUGGGUGACUGUCCAUGUUCAUGGCCAGGAGGUCCUAUCAGAGGAGAUGGUGCAUCCGGGAGCAGAGCCCGAGUCACCUAGUGAGCUGCAGAACCCUGUGCAGAUCUCGACUCCUGAGGCAUCCUGUGAGGAAACCGUACAGAGCCCGGAUCUGGGGCCACUGGAAGAGCAGAGCCUGCGCCAUGAAUUGGAGUUCCAGCCCCUGCAGGAGAGCGAGGUUCCGGCGUCCCAGGACCCAUACCUUCCCGAAGAGAGGAACACUGGAAACCCAGAGAUGGUUGCCCUUCUUACUGCUCUUUCACAGGGAUUGGUAACUUUCAAGGACGUGGCUGUGUGCUUCUCCCAGGACCAGUGGAGCGACCUGGAUCCAGCACAGAAAGAGUUCUAUGGAGAAUAUGUCUUGGAAGAAGAUUGUGGAAUUGUGGUCUCUUUGUCAUUUCCAAUCCCCAGACUAGAUGAGAUCUCCCACGUUAGAGAGGAAGAGCCUUUGGUCCCAGAUAUCCCAGAGCCUCAAGAGCCUCAAGAGCCAGAAAUCCUGAGUUUUACCUACACAGGAGAUAGGAGUGAGGAUGAAGAAGAUUAUCUCGAGCAAGAAGAUCUGAGUUUGGAGGAUCUACACAGAUCGAUUUUGGGAGAUCCAGAAAUCCACCAGACUCCAGACUGGGAAAUAGUCUUUGAGGAUGAUCCAAAUAGACUUAACGAAAGAUUUGGUACAAAUAUUUCUCAAGUUAAUAGUUUAUCGAAUCUUCGGGAAACCGUGCCUCUCCACCCCUUGUUAGGGAGACACCAUGACUGUCCUGUAUGUGGGAAAAGUUUCACUUGUAACUCCCACCUUGUUAGACACCUAAGAACUCACACAGGAGAGAAGCCCUAUAAAUGUGUGGAAUGUGGAAAAAGUUACACGCGGAGCUCGCAUCUUGCCAGGCACCAGAAGGUCCACAAAAUGGGCACGUCAUAUAAAUUUCCCCUAAACCGGAAGAAUUUGGAUGAGACCUCCCCUCUGGUCCAGGCUGAGAGAACUCCACAUGUUGAGAAACCCUAUAGAUGUGACGAUUGUGGAAAACACUUCCGCUGGACCUCAGACCUUGUCCGGCAUCAGAGGACACACACAGGUGAAAAACCCUUCUUCUGUACUAUUUGCGGCAAAAGCUUCAGCCAGAAGUCUGUGCUGACAACACACCAAAGAAUCCACCUUGGAGGCAAACCCUACCUGUGUGGAGAGUGUGGAGAGGACUUCAGUGACCACAGGCGGUAUCUGGCACACCGGAAGACGCACGCAGCCGAGGAGCUGUAUCUCUGCAGCGAGUGUGGGCGCUGCUUCAACCACAGCGCCGCGUUUGCCAAACACCUGCGAGGACACGCCUCAGUGAGGCCUUGCCGGUGCAACGAAUGUGGGAAAAGCUUCAGUCGGAGGGACCACCUCGUCAGGCAUCAAAGAACCCAUACUGGCGAAAAGCCGUUCACGUGCCCUACCUGUGGAAAAAGCUUCAGCAGGGGCUAUCACUUAAUCAGGCAUCAGAGGACCCACUCAGAAAAGACCUCCUAGCUAGGUUCCCAUGUGAGGAGGUCUGGAUUCAGCCCUCACCUGGGGAUGGGCGAGGAGACGCCCUCUUGUCAGCCUGGGAAGACCUUUUCUGGGGAGUCUCCCUGACGUGCCCAGAUCUACAUCACCUCUUCCCACAGCUAACUAAAGUCCCCCAGGCAGAACCUCUCAACCUUCUUCUACACCUUGAGGAGGUUUUUUGCCCAAAGUACAACCUGGGUGGAGGCUUCUCCUUGACUGGAGUGUUCCUGCCUCUACCUCAUGGGUGUGAAGUAGGAGAUGCAGAAGACUUAACAAUAUCAUGGUUAUUAUACUUUCCCCUAAAUAGGCUGUUGCAUAUCCUAAAGACUGCUUCACAGCCUCAAGUCUAAAGUUGCCCAGGACAGCCCUUUAGGUUGGGUGAGGGACCGGCCUCUAGGAUUCUGUCCUUACUGGGCUCAAAUCUUAAAGCACACAGCCCUGAACUCAAGGCAGGAGAUUUGCAUCCUCAUGGCUCUGCCACACAUUCACGUGAUAACUACAAAUCUCUCACUGGUUCACUUCUUUACCAUGCACUUUCCUUUGAUACCUGGGGAGAGAUGGGAGAGGUGUCUGAUGGGGGAAAACGUUGAGGCUGUUUCACAUGGACCUUGUCAGGCUGCUCCCUUACCUGUUGCCAAAAUACCAGGGGCCAGACCCUGCUAGAAAGGAGGGUCUAGUCAGAAACCUCUUUAGUUGGGGGUGUUUUCCUGUUGGAAUACUCAUGCCCACCCUCCUUAGUGUUAUACCAGCCUCUUGGUUUUCCCCCUAGCACUUCUGCAAAAGGGAGAUGCAACAGCUGGGUGCCAGGGGAGUCAGUAAAGCAUAAUUACAUCACAGUGAAAUCAUUUACAUUCCCACAUGCGUACAAGCCCACCCACCCUGCCUUCUUUGCAUGGGUUUGCAAAGGGAUUUUGGAACCAUGUCGGCUAACAUAGGUACGAUAAUAAUUACAGAAUCACGAUUGACUGGGUCACUUCAUUUAUAUGAAGAACACAAGAAGACCUGAGACCAAAUUUUGAAGAAAAUUUUGUAAAAGCUGUUGCUGCUGGCUAAGGCCAUCAAGACUAUACUGACACCCAGCCCCUAUCAUCCCUGCCUUGGUUCUCUGAUAUCAGGGAAAAUUAUGAACCCCAGCACCUGGGACCCUGAAGAAUUUACCAGGAGUAAAUGGCUUUCAUGUAUUUGCGUUGUUUGCUUUUUCUUAUGUGAUCUCAUUUUUAUGUAAUUAAGAACUAAAUAGUAGUAUCUCAUGGCUGAUAGUAGGAUCUCUGUUGCCUGAUUAAGGAUCCUUGGAGAUGGGGAGGAAUAAUUACGAGUCUCCCCUGCUCUGCUUGUGGGAGUGGCAAGGACUGGAUGAGCGUCCUCCAUAAAUGGAGCAUAGGGUAUGGGAUUAAAGCAUGAGAAGGGAGAUUGUCUUCUGUGCCUGGUUUCUUCAGCUGUU